GAGCGUCUCCAAAAUAUCAUAAGCAUUGACGUUUGCGUACAUGCAUCAUCCAGGGGCGGACCCAGAAAAUUAGCAAACAUGGGGCAUAUAAUAUAAGAAAGUGUAAAUACAAAGAUAUCUAGACAAUAAGCAUGUGGCACAUAAUGAAAUAACACUUAAAACAAGAGAUAUUUACAUAAAUUUUGAACAAAAAUCUCAAAUAUGUCAUCUAUAUAUAGAUAUGUCAUUCACUCUUCAUCGCCUAUGCUUUUGCAUAUCUCUUUUAUCUCUUCUUCAGUUUCUCCUCUCAAAAUGAAAAGCUUCGACACGAGCUCAGUGGUUGAAUCCGGUGCUGGCGCCGGGAAUAACGUCGACGAUGAUUGUCGGGAGAAGAGAACGGGGACGUUGAUAACGGCGAGUGCCCACAUAAUCACGACAGUGAUAGGUUCUGGAGUCUUGUCGUUGGCUUGGGCUAUAGCACAACUUGGUUGGGUGGUAGGAACAGUGAUUUUGGUAGCCUUUGCCGUCAUCGUUAAUUACACAUCCAGAAUGCUCGCCGACAGUUAUCGAUCCCCGGAGGGAACACGCAACUAUACUUACAUGGACGUUGUCCGAGUUUACCUUGGUGGUAGGAAAGUGCAGCUAUGUGGACUGGCACAGUUUGGGAGUCUCGUAGGGGUUACUAUUGGUUACACCAUCACUGCCUCCAUAAGCUUAGUGGCGAUUGGGAAAGCAAAUUGUUUUCAUGACAAGGGACAUGGUGCGAAAUGUUCCGUAUCAAAUUAUCCACUCAUGGCGGCGUUUGGGAUCGUCCAGAUUUUUCUUAGUCAGAUUCCUAAUUUUCACAAGCUCUCUUUUCUCUCCAUUAUCGCCACCGUUAUGUCCUUCUCUUAUGCAUCUAUCGGUUUUGGCUUAGCCUUGGCCGCUCUGGCAAGUGGGAAGGUUGGUAAGACGGGACUGACAGGCACGGUGGUUGGAGUGGACGUAACUGCGUCUGACAAAUUAUGGAAGUCAUUUCAAGCGGCUGGAAACAUUGCCUUUUCAUACGCUUAUUCCGUUGUUCUCGUUGAGAUUCAGGACACACUGAGAUCAAGCCCACCAGAGAACAAAGUCAUGAAAAAAGCAAGCCUUGCUGCAGUCUCAACUACAACUGCUUUCUACAUCUUAUGUGGCUGCAUCGGAUAUGCUACAUUUGGAAACCAAGCCCCCGGAGACUUCCUUACUGACUUUGGUUUUUAUGAACCUUACUGGCUCAUCGAUUUUGCUAAUGCUUGCAUCGCUGUCCACCUUAUCGGAGCUUAUCAGGUGUUUGCACAACCAAUAUUCCAGUUUGUUGAGAAGAAAUGCAAUCAGGCGUGGCCAGAAAGCAACUUCAUCACCAAAGAACAUUCGAUGAACGUACCGUUGCUUGGAAAAUGUCGCAUUAACUUCUUCAGACUGGUGUGGAGGACAACCUAUGUGAUUUUCUCAACAGUUGUAGCAAUGAUAUUCCCCUUCUUCAACGCUAUCUUGGGACUUAUUGGGGCAGUCGCAUUCUGGCCGCUAACAGUUUACUUCCCGGUGGAGAUGCACAUCUCGCAGAAAAAGGUUAAGAAGUAUUCGGUGAGAUGGAUAGUGUUGAAACUCCUUGUUUUCGUUUGUUUAAUUGUUUCACUCCUAGCUGCCAUAGGAUCCAUCGUUGGCUUGAUAAGUAGUGUCAAGGCAUACAAGCCUUUCCACAAUUUAGAUUAGUUACUUGUAACCUAUGUUAUCUGAAUACAUAGUUAAUAAUGAGUUAUGUUAACAAUGGGUUUAUGGAUGAACAAAUAAAUAAUUACGAGCUAUGUUAUUUAUAUAAGAUGUUAAUUUAACUUGUU
This is a messenger RNA of Brassica napus (rape), 1835 nucleotides long. Its product is annotated as amino acid permease 8-like. The record is from RefSeq and is a predicted model, not a curated record. Bases 202 to 1710 code for a protein of 502 amino acids. The transcript has 6 exons. Gene Ontology annotation, cellular component: plasma membrane. NCBI's taxonomy places the organism in Eukaryota, Viridiplantae, Streptophyta, Magnoliopsida, Brassicales, Brassicaceae.